Monodelphis domestica (gray short-tailed opossum) is the source of this 591-nucleotide messenger RNA. RefSeq names its product olfactory receptor 10AG1-like. Gene Ontology annotation, cellular component: membrane. Gene Ontology annotation, biological process: G protein-coupled receptor signaling pathway. NCBI's taxonomy places the organism in Eukaryota, Metazoa, Chordata, Mammalia, Didelphimorphia, Didelphidae. Gene Ontology annotation, molecular function: G protein-coupled receptor activity; olfactory receptor activity. The record is from RefSeq and is a predicted model, not a curated record.
AUGGCCUAUGACAGAUAUGUAGCCAUCUGUAAGCCUCUCUAUUAUCCUGUCAUCAUGAACAACAGGGUGUGUAACAUACUGAUACUUGGCUCCUUAAUGUUUGUGACUCCAGUCAUGAUAGGAGAGACAUACCAGAUAUUCACUCUGCCCUUCUGUGGUCCAAAUGAACUCAAUCAUUUAUUCUGUGAUGUCUCAUCAUUACUGAAGUUAGCCUGUGCAGACACUUCAGUGAAUGAAUUUUCAUUUUUUGUUAAUUCUGUACUUUUUGGCAUUCUUCCCUUUUUUCUGAUACUUGUUUCCUAUAUUAGAAUCAUUAAUACAAUCCUGAAGCUGCCAUCGGUGGGAAGACAGAAGGCUUUCUCAACAUGUUCUUCUCACCUUAUAGUUGUGGGCUUAUUCUAUGGGUCUGUUAUUAUUACAUAUUUACAACCCAAGUCAAGCCACUCAGCUGAAAAAGACAAAAUGCUCUCUCUUUUGUACACCAUUGUGACACCAACGUUUAAUCCCAUGAUUUACACUUUGAGGAACAAGGAUGUCAUUACUUCACUGAAGAAGAUCAAAACAAAAGGACUGUUUUCAAUAAAGAAAUAG